Molecule: messenger RNA, 1137 nt
Organism: Humulus lupulus (European hop)
Lineage: Eukaryota; Viridiplantae; Streptophyta; Magnoliopsida; Rosales; Cannabaceae
Product: sm-like protein LSM36B
Exons: 4
Coding region: 416-691 (91 amino acids)
Biological process (GO): maturation of SSU-rRNA; mRNA splicing, via spliceosome
Cellular component (GO): U6 snRNP; sno(s)RNA-containing ribonucleoprotein complex; U4/U6 x U5 tri-snRNP complex
Molecular function (GO): RNA binding
Source: RefSeq, a predicted model, not a curated record
GUCAGCCACAUUUUGUUAGGGUUUGCUAUCUACUUCCCUACACGGUGACAGGGACCUCCAGCCUCCAACUUCUCUCCUGCGCUAUCUCCUUCACUCCCCCACUGUCUUUCAUUCGAUUUCUUCUUGACUGCGCCAGCCUCUCUCACUCAGUCCGUUUCUGCACCAUCUCUCUCAAUCGGCCACUCUCACUCACCCGAUUUGUUCUUCGCUCCGCCACCCUCUCAUACUCGCUGUCUCCCUCACUCGUUCCAUAGCACCUUCUUCCUCUGAUCGAUCAAUAUUGCUUCCUCCGUCAAGGUCUUCACCAAAACCGGGAGGCCCAUAGCCAGAGCCACCGCCGCCGUUUGAGUGAAGUUGUUCAAUUUACUUGUAGACUUGCAUCUGGUAGAGUUAUUGGUAUAAAUAUAAAACGAAAAUGAGUGGAGCAGGAGAGAAAGGGUCAGCAACCACAAAAACGCCAGCUGAUUUUCUUAAAUCAAUUCGGGGACGACCAGUUGUUGUGAAACUCAAUUCUGGAGUUGACUACAGAGGUAUCCUAGCUUGUCUGGAUGGGUAUAUGAAUAUUGCAAUGGAACAAACAGAGGAGUAUGUCAAUGGUCAACUGAAAAACAAAUACGGUGAUGCAUUUAUUCGUGGAAAUAAUGUUCUGUACAUCAGUACAUCAAAGAGGACAUUAGCAGAUGGGGCUUAGAAUUGCCAUGUUAUCAAGCAGUGAAGAUAUUCUUGUCUCAUGCUUCUCACAAUUGUAUUUUAUGCUUUUGGAUUUUGGUUAAGAAUGAACGGCUCUAACCUGGACUGAAUAGUUAGGCUUUUGUUAUCAAUACACCAUCAUAUAAGGUUAGCUAUAUCAUAUACAUCAUUCCGAAGAGCCAUGUUUUAUUCUAUCAUGAUGAAUGAGCAUCAAAAUUCAAAUGUCUAGGUAGCUAUGAAUCUAUUUUUUUUUUUUUGCUUAGAUGAGGAUGAAUAUUGGACAUUGAACUUCUUCCCUAAAACUUGCCUAAAAAAUUUCCGUGUGAAAUGAAUGACAAUAGUGAUCAAGAAUAGUUCUACUUAUCUUGCUUUGAGAAGUAGAAUAAAGAAUCACCCAGCACUUCAGGUUUAGUGCUGAUUUAAAUAAAUGACAGGACUUAUCUUUUA